Nymphaea colorata (pocket water lily) is the source of this 1633-nucleotide messenger RNA. RefSeq lists its product as uncharacterized. The transcript is spliced from 3 exons. NCBI's taxonomy places the organism in Eukaryota, Viridiplantae, Streptophyta, Magnoliopsida, Nymphaeales, Nymphaeaceae. Gene Ontology annotation, cellular component: plasma membrane. The coding region runs from base 206 to 1375 and encodes 389 amino acids. The record is from RefSeq and is a predicted model, not a curated record.
CUUGAUAACAUAUUAGCAAAAAAAGUGCAGACUGUAGAGAGAGAGAGAGAGAGAGAGAGUUAUUCCUUUCACGAGCUUUCUUUCUCAGAGCAGAAAAACCGGGGGGAGAGAGAGUUACUGGGCGCGGCAUCGGUGUCCUCCCAAGCUGGGGGAAACGGUCCUUCCCAAGGAGACGGAAACUCUACGUAGCAUUACUGUCGGCGACAUGGCUCGGUUUCUCGUCGUCUUUACGCUCGUCGUCCGGUGUCUUCUGAUCUCGGCAGACGACGGCCUGCUCUCCAACGGAAAUUUUGAGACUCCCCCUGCUAAUGGCUUUGCCAGCAAUGGAGUGGAGGGAACUGAUGUGCUGAUACCAGGUUGGCAGACUAACGGAACGGUGGAGCUAAUACAGUCAGGACAGAGGCAAGGAGGCAUGAUCCUGAUUGUGCCCGAAGGAUCUCAUGCUGUUAGGCUUGGCAAUGAUGCCGAGAUCCGGCAGCCAUUAACUCUUGAAAAGGGCUCCUCUUACGCUGUUACGUUCAGUGCGGCUAGGACUUGUGCUCAGUUCGAGUCUCUUAACAUAUCCAUCCCCUCAGUGUCUUCACAGAACAUCGACCUUCAGACCCUGUAUAGCGUGCACGGAUGGGAUUCAUACUCCUGGGGAUUCAUCGCCGAUUCCGCGAGUGGUUAUGUCUCAUUUCGAAACCCCGGGAUGGAGGAUGACCCCACCUGUGGGCCAAUUCUUGACAAUAUUGCCAUUAAGCAGAUCGCCACUCCGGACAAACAGAAAGGCAAUGCUGUUAUCAACGGUGACUUUGAAGAAGGUCCAUGGAUGUUCCGCAACGUCUCACUGGGAGUGUUGCUUCCCAACAACCUUGAUGCUGAAACGUCUGCCCUACCAGGAUGGACAGUGGAAUCAAACAGAGCUGUCCGAUACAUAGACUCCUACCACUACUCCGUGCCGGAAGGAAAACGUGCCGUCGAAUUACUCUCUGGAAAGGAAGGCAUAAUCUCUCAGAUGGUUGAGACAUCGCCAGAGAAGAGGUACACACUCACAUUCUUAGUUGGUACAGCUGGGGAUUCAUGUCAGCAGCCAUUAGCAGUCACAGCAUUUGCUGGAGACCAAGCAACAAACGUACACUAUGCACCUACCGGGAACCUGACCUACCAGUCGGCCAAUAUAUCAUUCAUUGCUAGAGCUGAGAGAACAAGGAUUGCAUUCUAUAGUGUGUAUUACAACAUACGCACCGAUGAUCAUAGCUCACUCUGUGGUCCUGUGCUGGAUGAUGUCCGAAUGUGGGAAGCAACUGGAGCUGCUGCUGCUCAGCAAGGUGUCAGAUUCUUGCUGGUCGGCUUGAUGGUGUACACAAUUUUGAGCUUGUGUUUCGAGGUGUAGACUGUGAUUCCUUGAAGUCAUUGCUUCCUCACUAGGAAGCGGAUGCAGACUUGCAGGAGGCUUGAAGUACUGCCAGCUACGGUUCAGUUCAAAGCAGCUCUUGUUGGUUGGCUAGAAUGGUGAAGUUCUAGUGUGUUAGCUUCUUCCUGUUUCAGAAAUUAGGCAUGGUUAAAUGAAGAGCCGGGGUGCAUAUAUGGCCACCUCUUACAUGUGCAUCUGGCAAUGAGUUCUAUGUCAAAUUAUAGAUGUUUCCCUCCA